CCAUAGCUAAGCCAUGACGAAACUACAGACCGUUUUCUUGCUUCUCGCGCUAACGGUGCUACAGCUGUCCGCCCAGGGUAGUGACACCACGUUCGGCAUCUUCCGCCAGAAGGAGUACUACUUUAGCAACUCUUUCAAGCUAAAUUGGUUCAAGGCAGUUGAGUACUGUCGAUCGCGUGGCAUGUUCCUGCUUUCGGUAAGGAAUGCCGAGGAACGGGCAUCUAUUAUCGAGUAUCUGGACAGUACGGGUUACACCAAAACGCACAAAACUCUCUACGCUUGGAUAUCCGCCAACGAUCUAGGUGAGGAAGGUGAAUUUCAUUGGGCUUCGACCGGGGAGCGUGUAAACUAUCCGAACUGGAGCGAUACGGAACCGAACGACUAUCGGAUAGAUGAUUGUACCGGGGAGGACUGUGCGAUCCUGGAGUAUUGGGCGGAGGGUGGUGCGAACUAUAAUUACACCUUUAACGAUCGUUCCUGUGCACGGGAAUUUCUGUUUAUCUGUGAAACACUGCCAGCAUGA
Anopheles maculipalpis is the source of this 523-nucleotide messenger RNA. RefSeq names its product C-type lectin 37Db-like. Gene Ontology annotation, cellular component: external side of plasma membrane. The record is from RefSeq and is a predicted model, not a curated record. Gene Ontology annotation, biological process: biological process involved in interspecies interaction between organisms. NCBI's taxonomy places the organism in Eukaryota, Metazoa, Arthropoda, Insecta, Diptera, Culicidae. The coding region runs from base 14 to 523 and encodes 169 amino acids. Gene Ontology annotation, molecular function: carbohydrate binding. The transcript has 2 exons.